UAUAUUUUAUUCUCGUUUAUCUAUUACUAUGUGUAUAAUGACUCAUUGGAUGUUGGAUGCCCAUCCAUACUUUUCCAAUAAGACCCUCCUCCUCACAUUCCUAGCUUUUAGCAAGCCAUCCCCAUAAAUAAAAAAGCCGCACUAAGCUCAUUGUUCGAUCUGUUCCCUUUCUUUCUUUUUCAUGUUAGCAAGUACUCACGGAAACACAGACACCACAGCAAUGUCUGGCUCCAGAAAGAAGCUUCUUCUGAACACCGUGUCCGUGAAACUAGGCUGCGGCACCUGCAGAAGACCAAACCUGUGUCGCAUAUUCCACCCGAAGCCAAAACCCAAGAAUCUUAACAACACUUACCGAAAGCACAAACAUUCUUCUUCUUCUUCUUCCUUUUUUUCAGGCCAAUGGGGUGGUGAGGACAAGUGUGACAGCACCAGCACCACCCCCACCCCCACCCCCACCAACACCACAUUCUCACCCUACGUUGAUUCCUCGCACUUUUCUGACUCAGAUUCGUACGUGAAGGCCGUGGGGGGUUUAGGCAGAGCUGGGAAAGAAGGUGUGGCUGUGGAGAAAGACUCUGAUGACCCUUAUCUUGAUUUCAGACAUUCCAUGCUGCAAAUGAUAUUGGAGAAUGAGAUAUACUCCAAGCAAGAUCUCAGAGAGCUUCUCAACUGCUUUCUUCAGCUGAAUUCACCGCACCACCAUGGUGUCAUAGUCAGAGCUUUCACUGAGAUCUGGAAUGCUGUUUUCUCUGUGAGGUCCAGUUCACACAUCAACCGUAAGCCACGUGAGUUCUAAGUAAUGCACGUGAUCGUAGGUUGUUAAGUUAAGAUUAACACGUUGUAUAUGUAGUAGCUGCACUGAGUGCUACUAUGUUCUAGGGUAAAUAUCUAGUCCAACUUAUUAGGCACAAACUUUUUUGAGCUAUGCUAAUUAGGUUGCUAACGUUGUACUAGUAUUGUAUUACUGUAUUAGUAAAUAGUAAUACAACAUUUUCAUCAACCAAAUGUAAAAAGGGAACUAUUCUUAUC
Messenger RNA from Glycine soja, 1029 nucleotides. Its product is annotated as transcription repressor OFP6-like. Gene Ontology annotation, biological process: negative regulation of DNA-templated transcription. The transcript has a single exon. Lineage: Eukaryota; Viridiplantae; Streptophyta; Magnoliopsida; Fabales; Fabaceae. The record is from RefSeq and is a predicted model, not a curated record. The coding region runs from base 182 to 796 and encodes 204 amino acids.